AUGGGCGACGCAUUCAACAACUAUGGUAAUGGCGGUGAGGAGGACCGAAGCCAAUCCGACCCAUUCAGCUUGUUCGCGGGCUGGUCCUCCCGACCCGACCCGAUCCACCUCUUCUCCGACUCCUCCGACCUAGACAAGCGAUUCCCCUUCUCCAACUACAACGACGUCGUUUCUCACCAGCUCCUCCCUCAAACCACCACCGAGCUCGACGGAAUCUUCACCCAAAGGCAGGUCGUUCUAAACGACGACGCUUCACCACCGAUCCUCCACCACGCCGCGAAUCCCGACCAUUCCUCCUCCGCAGCUCUAUUCGACCUCCUCCGAUCCGGAGCCCCGAUCAGCCACAGACCCAACAGCAACAUAACGAUCCAGUCGGCGGCGGAGGAGGAAGAUUCCGGCAGGCCGUCCACCGAAGAUCUCCUCCGAAUCGCCGGAGCCAGGUUCAUCCAAUCGUCGUGGAAACCGGGCGGCGGUAGUGACACCAACAACACAAACAACAACCCGCCGCUCGACGACCUCUCCUCGGCCGUCGGCCUGUCCGACGAGGAGGCGAGGAGCGUCGAGCUGGCGGAGUCCCUCCUGACCGCGGCCGAAAAAGUCGGGGACGGGCAGUACGAUAAGGCAAGCAUUCUGCUGACCGAGUGCGAGCUCCGGUCUGACCCCGAGGGCGACCCGGUCCAGCGGCUGGUCCACUACUUCGGCCGGGCGCUUCGGGAGAAGACCGACCGCGAGACCGGGAAGCAGCAGAAGUGCUGUAGUCUGGCGGGGCCGGAGAAGGUGGAGGAGAUCCUGAUGUUCCCCAGGAGGUGCUUUCUCGAGUUCUACGACAAGGUGCCGUUCGGCCAGGUGUCGGAGUUCGCGGCGAUUCAGGCCGUGGUGGACAGUGUGUGUGGUUCGAGGAGGAUUCAUAUCGUGGAUUUCAAUAUCAAGAAUGGGGAGCAGUGGACCAUUUUCAUGCAGGCGUUGGUCUCCAGGGACGAGGUUCAAUCGGUGGAUCAUUUGAAGAUCAGCGCGGUCGGGAUCAGGUCGAGAGACGUUAUGGAAGAGACUGCCCAGAGGUUGGUCGACUUUGCAAGGACAAUGGCAUUGUCAUUCUCAUUCAACCUGGUCAUGCUGGACGACUUCGCCGACCUCAAGGAGGACACGCUGGCGGUGGAGCCCGGCGAGACGGUCGCCGUCCUGUCGGAGUACCUCCUCACCACUCUGGUCGCGCACUCGGACAAGCUGGACCGCGUGAUGAAGACGAUCGCGACCCUGAACCCUUGCGUCAUGGUGGUGACCGAGGUCGAAUCGAACCACAACUCGCCCGUCCUGAUCAACCGGUUCGUCGAGUCGCUGUUCUACGCGAGCGCCUACUUCGACUGCCUGGAGGCCUGCAUGGACCGGGACAGCCCACACCGGCGGUUCGUGGAGCUGACGGUGUUCGGGGAAGGGAGCAGGAUCAUCGUCGCGGCGGAAGGGGAGGAGAGGGCGUUCAGGAGCGUGAAGAUGGAGGUGUGGAGGGCUUAUUUCAGGAGGUUCGGAAUGGAAGAGGCGGAUCUGAGCCUGUCUUGCCUGUACCAGGCGGAGCUCGUCACCAAGAAGUUUACCUGUUGGAGGCAUUGCACGAUUGGCGUGGACGGGAAGAGCUUGAUUGUUGGGUGGAAGGGGACGCCCAUUCAUUCUGUUACUGCCUGGAAGUUUAACUGCGAAUGA
This is a messenger RNA of Linum tenue, 1695 nucleotides long. Lineage: Eukaryota; Viridiplantae; Streptophyta; Magnoliopsida; Malpighiales; Linaceae. The record is from the annotation of a GenBank genome assembly.